CCUUGAUUGAUGGUGUACCGCGGACAGGGACUACUGACGUCUUUUUCUCCGAAUCCCGAAUUCUUCAUGGUGGCUUCGGGUGCUUCAAGUCUUUUUGUUACUGCCUCCCAGUGAAUUUUAAUACUCCCACCUUCUUCUUUAUGAUUCUCGUUGUUGAGUCCAUUUUUUCCUGUGAUGGCGGGCAAAGAUGGAGAAGAAAUUAUCAAGCAAGGCUUGAUGAUCAAAAGGUCACAGAACAAGAAGCGGUUCACUCCAAUAAAUUAUAAACAGCGAUGGUUCGUUUUAACCCGGAAACAUCUAAUUUACUAUGAUACUGAAGGAGAGGAAUUGGUGCCCAAAUCCGCGACAGGUGGUUACGGAAAUUUACCAUGUUUACAAAGCCUUCACCUUCUUCUAAAUAGGCGGAGGAAAGAACGCGGUAGAAUUCAGCUAAACAGUGUCAAUGUCAUUGAGAAUGCUGUCAUAUCUUCCGUGCCGCUCAACUCAUCGAUUCAAGAUUUAAACUCAAGUCUAAGCCUGGUUGACAAUAAUUGCAGUGUCCUCAAUUCUUCUGCUUCUGGCUACCCAUUUCAGCUGUGUUAUAUAGACUCAUCCGGUCAGGAGUAUACCCUGUACCUUAUCACAGCAAGGGAACAGGACAGAACUGAUUGGCUCAUAGCCUUGAGAGAAGUGUGCACAAAUAAUUUAAAUUUGUCCACAAACUAUCAUCCAGGAUUGUGGAACGGAAAACGAUGGGAAUGUUGUAGGGCUUCAACUCGCUACUUGACUGGAUGCGAGUCAUGUUCAGAGUGGCUUAAUCCGGAAAACCCUCUUCCCCUCGAUAAUGCCUCUGUUGAGCUUCAGCAGUUGAACAACGCCAAUCAUUCCCAGAACAUCAACCGAGUUGGUAGCUUAGUCACGCCAGCCAUGCCCGGUGGAACGCCUGCCUUAAAAGCAAAAGAGCCCAUGGUUCGAACAAAAGUUGUUGUAGCCUUAUAUCCUUUCAAAGCCAUCGAGGGUGGAGAUCUCUCUUUAGAAAAGGGUGCUGAGUAUCAAGUGUUAGAUGAUUCUCAGGAACACUGGUGGAAAGUCAAGGACCAGCAUGGGUCUAUCGGUUACAUUCCCAGCAAUUAUGUGAAAGAAAAAGAAUUAUUAGGAUUACAAAAAUAUGAGUGGUAUGUUGGUGACAUGUCAAGACAAAGGGCAGAGUCCUUGUUGAAACAAGAAGAUAAAGAAGGCUGUUUUGUAGUACGAAAUUCCUCCACAAAAGGAUUGUACACUCUCUCAUUGUAUACUAAAGUACCCCACCCGCAUGUCAAACACUACCAUAUCAAACAGAAUUCAAGGGCAGAAUUUUUCCUAUCUGAAAAACACUGUUGCAAUAGUAUUCCAGACUUAGUUAACUAUCAUAGGCACAAUAGUGGUGGACUUGCAUCUAGACUGAAAACAUCUCCUUGUGAUAGACCUGUGCCAGCGACUGCUGGUCUUAGUCAUGAUAAGUGGGAAAUUGAUCCUGCGGAGCUCAUGUUGCUGGAAGAGUUAGGUUCUGGACAAUUUGGUGUUGUACGACGCGGCAAGUGGCGUGGAUCAAUCGACACGGCUGUAAAAAUGAUGAAAGAAGGCACCAUGUCGGAAGAUGACUUCAUCGAAGAGGCUAAAGUCAUGACAAAACUUCAGCAUCAAAACCUAGUCCAACUAUAUGGAGUCUGCAGUAAACAUCGACCAAUUUAUAUUGUCACUGAGUAUAUGAGACAUGGAUCUUUGUUGAAUUAUCUUAGGCGGCAUGAAAAUACUUUGGGAGGUAAUGUUGGCCUCCUCCUGGACAUGUGUAUUCAAGUUUGUAAAGGAAUGGCUUAUCUAGAAAGACAUAACUACAUUCAUCGGGAUUUGGCAGCGCGGAAUUGUCUUGUUGGAUCUGAAAAUGUUGUGAAAGUAGCUGAUUUCGGCUUGGCAAGAUAUGUAUUAGAUGAUCAGUAUACAAGUUCCGGUGGCACAAAGUUUCCUAUAAAAUGGGCUCCUCCAGAAGUUCUUAAUUACACCAGGUUCUCCUCCAAAUCGGAUGUUUGGGCUUACGGUGUUCUCAUGUGGGAAGUAUUCACCUGUGGUAAAAUGCCUUAUGGUCGUCUAAAAAAUACUGAAGUCGUUGAACGAGUUCAAAGAGGGAUCAUCCUUGAGAAACCGAAAAACUGCUUCAAAGAAGUUUAUGAGGUCAUGCGACAGUGUUGGUCCCAGUUCCCUGAUGAUAGGCCAUCCUUUAGAAAUCUUAAAGAACAAUUGUCCGUAGUAUCGCAGGGAUUACUAGCGGAUUGAUUAAACGCGCUUCAUCAAGCUGCGAAAGGUGCUUCAAAUUGUCCGCUUUGUGCUUUAAUUGGUUCUGACCAUCACUUUAUUGCAUUAUAUAAAACUUUACAAAUCAGCAAACAUAAAAAUCAUUUAGGAACUCUAUAAUUCCAUUUGUUAAAAGUCAUUUGUAUCUUUGUAAUUUUUUAUUAUUGUAAUUUCUUUUACUUUUUUAUUUUUAUUUUUCUUUAAGUUUUUUCUAAUUUGUUUUAAAUUCUUCGACAAUUCUACUGUUGAAUAAUCAGUAUUCCUACUUUCAAUACUCAGAAAUUUUAAUUUGCAUUUGAAUCAACUACCUAACGAAGAACAAUCAAGUCUUUUAAUAUCGAACAAUCGCUUAAAUCUGAAUACUUACUUUUUCUCUCAGGACUUUCUCAAAUUCCCUGACUGAUCUGUCAUUGUGGACUUGUGAAUUGUUGUGGUGCAAGACAUUGAAUCGAGAACUUUACAUUCGCCUCAAAGGCAGCAGUAUUACUUGCCGUAGCACAAGAGGGCUCUGCUCUUUGCUUUUUAAUGUCAUUUUUGUUAGAUAAUACUAAGCAUCAAACAGUAUUAGCCUAUUGAGUGCCCCUCCCCCAUUUUGCCAAGGAAGUGAGUCUUUCACUGGCAAGGAGAUGAUUUAAUGUUGAAAUAAGUCAUUCUCUGGGUCAUAAAUUUUAAUUCCUCCCCUUGUCUUUAGAAACCAGACCCAUCGUCAUGAAACAGACCAUAAACUGCAUUCACUUGAUUUUACAAAACAGUAGAAAGUAAAUUCAACAAUGAGAGCUAAUAUAAAAUAAAGCAUUGCUUUAUUGCUGUCUUCUCGGACGAACAGAUAGUAGCAUCAUUGUAUUUAUAGAUUUGCAUUACUAGAAUGAACUGGUUUGUUUUUCUUUUGUGGCGUUGAAAAGUCAAGGUUUUAAUAUGAUUGCUAUUUUACUAACUCCUAAACUUCACUUGGCAAGGGGUAUCUUGAUACAAUGGAGAAAAAAACAAAGAAAAUAAAUAAUUGCACAAGUAUGUCCUUUUUCAUGAGUUAUCGAGCAUCUGUUUUUACUGCCACAUACACGUAUGUAAUUUUUAUAGGUUUUCAUUGUAAAUGUUAAAAUUUAUUGUGAUUAAUAAUGCUCUUUCUCUUUUACCAGACUUCUAAAUGUAAGCACAUUCCCAUAAAUGACUCAAAAAGAUUCAAAUCCACAAAAAAAGCUAUCUCUAUUUGCUAAAAAAGCCUUCACAAAAAUCAAAAAUUUCUCCUGCUUUUUCUUUUUGUCACCAAUUCGUCUCAAACUCUAAAUUGUUUGUAUGAAAAAAGAAUUUUUACUCUGCAAUAGAAAAAUACCGCUUUCCUAAGCACUAGAAAAAUUUACUCAUCAGUUUGAAGAUGAUUGAGAAAAGGCACAAAGACCUAACACUUGAGAUUUUUGCGAGAGAUUCUACUCAUUCUCUAGACAAACAAUCUUUUAGACUCAUUCCUUCAAUAAUAUGUUUUUCUUCCUUUUAUUAGGCAAAUAGACUCUAGGAUUUUCAUCUUCUGUGCCAAAUUAUGUUAUUUUAUCUUUAAGUUCAGAGAAUGGAGGUUUUCCAUUAUGAAAAUUGCAGGGUAAAAUACAACAAAGCUAUGCAUACAUUUAAACGAAAUUAGGCUCUUAGAAUUUCAGCAAUCGCAGACAUUUAUGACAUUCAAUUUGCGAAUCAUAAUGGAAUAUCCAUUGAUUUCAAAUAGUAAUCUCAGUAAAAUUAGAGAAUAUCAUGGAAUAAACCAAAUUGAAAGAUGGCAAGUGGUGAAAGCAAUAUAUCAAGUCAUCAUGAAAUGCGCCAUACAAUAUCUAACUUACUUUAGAUUAUAACACCAUCUACAUCACUCGAGAACUCUGUAAAUAGCUACUUGGGCAAACAACUUUUCCCUCUGCAUUAUGAAUUAAAAUUAACAUUUUGUAAUUCUGCCCUAAAUCUAUUUGAAGUCAUUCUUAUCCCAACUUUUUUGAAUUGCAAGACAAGUUCUUUUCUGUAGAUUGGAACUGUACCUGUAGGACAGUUAUGUUAAUGAAACCAAAGGAUUCAUGUUCACUUCAUCAAUUUUUGACAAAAGUCCAGGAAAUUUUCCCGUUGCCCUCCUCUCAAAAUCUUUGUGACAGUGAAUAUUUUUUCUCACAUAUUUUUAAUAUUGUUAUUAGAGUCAAACAAUUAUACAGAUUGAGCUUAUUAGUCUUAAAUUUUUGUCAAAAUCUCUCUGUAUCAUGUAUCAAUCAAGUUAGCUGUAUCAUAGCUGUAUGAUUUGCAUUGAAACUUGUGCCAAACUCAUAAAAUGAGGUGCAUAUUUUCCCUUAUUCCUUGAAGAAAGUUACUUGCAUUUCUUUAGACUAAGAAUAUUUUAAACGAAAGAUUGUCUUUCAAGAGCUACUGUAAAGAAAUUCAAUUAGAAAGCUACCAUAUUAGUGAAUAUUGUCAGACGAAGCUGUAAAGCUAAGUCCUUUUAUUACUAAUGUAGCGCAUCAGGAAAACUUAAUUGGUGACUUGAUAGUCACUUAGGUAAUUAAUGAGCAUGCUCAGUCGAAUGAAUCAGGCAAUUAUUUGAGCUACAUUCUUUUUGUGUUUGUUUUCUAGUUCGCGGUCAGCCCAGGUAUUGAUGCCCCUUCAGAGGUCAACAAGGGCGUAGUGAAUCUUUUUGGCAUUGGUUUAGACGGCAGAGUAGCCGCACUUCAAAUAGACCAAAAGCCUCUUAUCGUCUCCCUUCCUUCAGGAAAGUAAUUAGAGAGCUCUUGAAGGGGGAAAAGAAUUACCUUUCAUGGUGUUAUUAAAGUGAAUCAGUGGGUUUUACAUUCACCGCAGAAGCUUUACGAACUCUUGUAAAGCAUGUGCAAUGUUCUUUUUGCAUUUUAUGUGAUACAAACUCAUGUCAUUAAGACUCAGUCUUUUCAAGUUCUCAUAGUUCUAAUAAGUAAUUAUGAAAUGUAUUAGAGCAAUAUGAAACUGCAACAAAAAAAUAGAAGGCACCAAAACGAUCAUCAUAAACACAGUAUUAUACCAGUCAGAUUCCUUCCUCUAUCCAAGAAACCAUUGCAAAUGUAAACCAGCAGAAAGUCUUUUUUAUCGGAAUUUUUGUUUUUAAUAAUAAUUGAUCGCUGACGCCAUCAAACAUAUUUAUCCAUUGCCUAUCAGACUAGCUGUAACAUCAUGUUACUUUUAGGUAGCUCUGUCAAGUUGAAACCAGCCCUAAAACUUCUAACACAUUCCUCUGUAAGUGAAAUUCUGUAGACCAAGAACUCAAAAAGUUGUUCAUGCGCGAAAAAAUUUGUAUUUUGUGGCCUCUGUUGUACUCGAUAAACAGUGAGCAUUUUGGUUAAUAUGUAAAAUUUGUUUUGUCUUUCUUUUAGAUUAUGUGUAUUUUUAUUUUAUGCUUUAUAAAGUACCUAGUUUUGAUCUCAAGUAGACUUUGUUUUGGAAUUGUGAUUUGUACCUAUUACUGCAGUGUUUUAACCCGGAUUCAGUCACUUGGUUUUUCUCCUGCGUAAAAUAUUAAAGUUUUGGAUUGAUUUUUGUACUGCCUAACCUGCAGAGUGUGGUGUUGAUUGUACAAACCGACAGUCAUAGGAUCAGAAUACGUGACUCCGCUUUCAUUGCCUGUUUAAAUGUGCCCUUCCAAGCAGACUUUUUAGUUAGAAAAAGCAAUCAACUUUGAAAGAAGGUCCAAAUUUAUUGCACUCUCAGUUAGACAAUUUAGCAGAUGGUAUACACAUACUUCUGUUAUCUAAGGUGCAGCUAAGGAGCUCAAAAGAUCUAGAGACUUGAGACCCAAAGUAGGCAUAUUUUAGCCAGCACAUUAGGCUUAAAAUUGUUAAAAAUAUGUAUCAUGGAUUCACAUUAGAACUGAAAACACUUUGAUAUUCUCUCUAAAAAGUACCAAUAUACAUUAUGUCAAUUUGAUUGAAUUUAGAGGCAGAUAUUUUCCUUGAUUUAAGCUGAUACUCUCAAAUAUAUUUAUUUACAGUCAUCUGCUAAUCAAGCAAACCGAACAGCUUAAGCUAUCUGCAUUCGUUUAGGAGGCAAUAAACUUAGGUCCCUGGACUUUUUCAGUUUGCACAGCGUUAAUGGUCAAUGAAAAAUGAGUCAAUUAAAAUGAUCCUGAAGCGUUAUCUACUUGAUCUUGCAGGGCAAUAAAAAUUCAUGAGGUCAUGGAAAAAAAAUGGCUCAGUUCUUCUUCAUCGGCAUAUGCUGAGAAGGUAAAUGCAUAAUUAAUUUGCUACACUCUUUUUUCCUCUGAACUACGUACUAUUUAAAACUAAUUUUCUUGUUGUCUUCAGGUAGAUUAAGAAAGCUUUUUAUCAAUAUUUCCGGAAUAAAUGAUCUUUGAGAACUUGGGGGCACUUUUGUAUGGUGCCUUAAGCUUAACAGCAAGGAAGUGGACGUUCAAAUCUUGAUGACCAUGAAAAUUUUUUCUUCGGGAACUUGGGACCCCUCCUAUGGUACAUAGGCAAAACUUUUUUUUUUCUCCAAAAGUAUUCCUCCUUUCCUCUCAGAAGGAUCAUCAUGAGUUUUGGUACGAGUCAAUGGUUUUUUGAGACAUCAGUUCUCUGGUUUAAUCAUCAGAAAGUAAAAGAUUGGACCACCGAUUUUCAGAACGAGUUCGAAAAAUACCUUGGUUGGUAUGAAACAUAAGUGAUGGGAUGUAUGUAAUGAACAAUUUUUCUGAAAUAAAGUUGAUGUUUUAGGGUCGUUGAUUAUGAGAGAGUAAAUCUUGUGUGAUGGUUUUUUUGGAUGGUUUCUUUCAUUAUUCUUGUUUGUUCAUUACCAAUUUUCCUCAGAGGGGUUUAUCGUGUUUCACUUCUCCUCUCUUCAUGACCCAAACAAGUUUCUUUUGGACUUCAAGAAAAAAUGUAUUUCAUGUGCCCAAAUUCUAUUUAAUGACAAGAAAGAACAGAGGAAAAAAGAUGAAAGAAUCUACAGUCUGUAGAUCUUGAAAAUUUAUUGUGUUACCUUUAAAAAAUUGAAAUCAUUUUGAUUGAAUUCCACUCGCUCAUUUAUAAUUAUUUUAACUGCUCACGUUAAGAACCAAAUUAAUCCUUCUGUGCUUCAACACUCACAUUUUUUGUGAUUUUAGCUCAAAAAAGUUGAAGCUAGCAUUUCAGACAGAUGAGGAAGAAAUGAAUUAUUUCGAUCCAUGAUAAAAUAAUUCCUGACAUUAUUAGGAAUCAAGUCUUACCUAUAGGUACAUCAUUUUUUAUUUUCUAUUAUUAAUUUAUGAUAUAAAAUGCAACGGUUUAUUUUAAUUUUAAAUAUAAUGGAUCUUGCAUUGAAUGUGAAGAGACGAACAAAUUAUUCAGAAAUGGCGUUGUUAAUUAUUCGUGUCAAACUCAUACUACAUCAUCCUCUACUGAGAACAUUUAUUAACACUCCACAGCGUCCCUCAAACAAUGUUACACAUAAUCCUUUGAACUUCUAAAAUAUUUUUUAAAUAUGCUAUUAAUGACAGUUAUUCAUUAUUUUUGGGGAAAAAGUUUCCUCCCCAACUCAUACCUUCAUUAAUGUAAGGGUAGUGACUUUCCAGAAACUUAUUUGUUUUGAAUUCUACAAAGCAAAUGGACAAAAAUCUGUAUAUAAGCAUUGUUAUGCUGUUUAUCUACUCAGUAUUGUUUUUACUGCAAUGUUUGUACUGAUUUAUAUCUAAGAUAUUCAAUAAAUAUUGGUAGAAAUUCA
Messenger RNA from Bemisia tabaci, 7992 nucleotides. It is a transcript of the gene Btk, whose product is annotated as tyrosine-protein kinase Btk29A. Gene Ontology annotation, biological process: protein phosphorylation; intracellular signal transduction. NCBI's taxonomy places the organism in Eukaryota, Metazoa, Arthropoda, Insecta, Hemiptera, Aleyrodidae. Gene Ontology annotation, molecular function: protein tyrosine kinase activity; protein binding; ATP binding. The record is from RefSeq and is a predicted model, not a curated record.